CAGUGCCACAGCUAAGUGGCAUCAUAAAAAAAAAAACCUCUCCAUGCAGCCAAAAUAAACACAAGUGGUCACAGAUCCCUGAUGGUUAAUCUGCAGAUUACAGCAUGUUAAUCUGGGUCAGUUAGUCUAUUAGGGCCCUGCUUCUCGGAGCCAGGGCGCUCGCCUCAACGCCAACCUACCUCUGCAAAGGAAGGAAUGUCAAAACUAUUAAAACAUGAUUCAGAAAGUAAAGAUGUAAUUAUCCCAAUUCUGUCUGGAGAUGCUUAGAUCUGAACAUUUAUCAGGGAGAAAAGAUGCACACAAAGAUCUACUGCUACACAAACAGAUUAAAAGUGAAUUAUAAAGAACCUACAUCAACAGUAACUUUUUUCUUUUUUAUUAGUAACAUGUGCAAAGCUUCAAAACGAGAGAGGAAGAGUGAGUGGAGGUGGAGCAGCUUCACUUCAGAGACACUCCAGUGUAAUUCCAGCUAAUGCGGAUUUGACCCGGGCCAUAUUGCGCACGACGCGCAGCGCCGCCCCCCCCCCCCCCCCCGGGAGAUUACGUGGUCAGAGUCGAGGUGAUUAUCUCGUGGAUGAAACAUGUAGUUUGACUUCGGCGGUUCUCGAAUGGGGGAAGAAGAGAAAACACAAAGGGUCUUUUUCUUUGCGUCCGGUCGACAUGCAGAUUGAAUCGCAGAGGGUUUUUCCUUUUUUCAGACCCCGAGUGAUGAUGAGACUUUUGUUGGAUUCGGACGCGCAGGACCGCGACAGAUGAUGAGAGUCGGGGGUGGACUUCAGGGUUCUUUUGGUGGAGUGCAGCAGCGGAUCUCUCUCGACGACCAGCCGACCUCGACGGGGACAGAAGUCUUGACACCGGCUCGCUGACAUGGACUCGCACGGCUCGUCGCUCAACCGCAGCCACUCGCAGGCGAGUGGCCUGGAGAAGUCGUCGCCGUCGUGGAACAAGCCGUCCCACUCUCGGAGCAGCAGCACCGUGUCGUCCCGCCACUCCAGACAGAUUAUCAAAGACUGGGAAGUGAUCGACGACCUUCAUAUAGAAAUUCACCCGGCGGCCGACAGCCCCCCGGACAUGACGACCCCGGGCAUCUGCGAAGGUUAUCUUCUCAAGAGGAGGAAGUGGCCACUGAAAGGCUGGCACAAGCGAUACUUUGUCUUGGAAGCGGGGAUCUUGCGCUACUCCAAAAAUCAACAAGAUGUCUCCAGGGGACGAGUGCAGGGCUCCCUGGACGUCGGCCUCGCUGUGAUGUCCAUAAACAAGAAAUCGAACCGCAUCGACUUGGAUGCGGGGGACAUCCUCUAUCACAUGAAGGUAAACGCAAAGAGCCACGAACUCUUCUACAUCUGGGUGACCAAGCUACAAGCCCACCGCCUGUUCAAGAAGAACGAGGCGGCUCACGCUCACGGCGGCUUCGUCCACACGUCGUCGCCCGGCGCUGCGGCCGGACAGGAUCAGAGAAACGGAGAUCUGAGCGCCGCAGGGGCGCCACAUUCAGCCGGCGCACCAGGAGCUCUGCCCUCAGCCAACACUGGUGCCAACAGCAAGGUGUCCGCCUGGCUGCAGCAGAGUCAGGCCCCAGACACCUGCGCUCAAGAUCUGAACCGGUGCCAUCUGGACCUGUCCGAGCUGAACCGCCUGAUCCAGAGGCUGCAGGCGCUGGAGGUGGGCCAGGCCUUCACCAACGGGGACCUGCAGAAAAUCAUCAGCACGCAGAAUCUCUCACUCGAGAAGCCGAAGAAGCCAAAGUCGGGGAAGAUUUGGGGUCACUCUCGCACGCUGUCCCGAGUGGAGGCGCUGGGAAUGCCUAUUCGUGGGAUUACCAAAUCGCUGUCCUCCAGUCACCUGGGCAGCUCGUCUCACCACGGUGCGUCGGUCCCCUCCAUCCCCGACUACGUCUACUCUCAGCUGUCGCCUCCGACCGCCGCGUCGCCCGAGGGCAAGACGAUCCAGCAGGACAUCUGUGCCACGUCGCUGCGAGUGCUCGCAUCCCUGAAGUCGGUGCACGAGACUCUGUCCCAGGAGCGGCAGAAACUACAGGCGGUCUGGGAAUCCAACAACAUCCACCAGUCGAACACGUUGGCCGAGCCUGCAGCAGGGCGCCGUCCAUCCCACGGGCCUCCCUCAGUGACUCCGAGUGAGUACUUUGACGCCAGCGAUGACAUCAUCUGCGGCAGUUCCUCCGAGGUGUCGGAAGAAUCGGGUCUGAGUGAUGGAAGCACGACGAACUCGGAGCCAGAGGAAGGACACGCGUCAGCCACCCGGAAGUACCGUGCAAGCAUUUCCAGGACUCCGGACAGCGCCGUUCCCAAAAGCACCGGCCGCCGAACCAGGCUCCCCUCUCCGUGUCCCGACAACAGCCACGUGGGCCUCAUGGCGAUCCUCUACAAUAACAUAGGUAAAGACCUGGCUCGCGUGUCCAUGCCCGCCGCGCUCAACGAGCCCGUCAACCUGCUGCAGCGGCUGUGUGAGGAGCUGGAGUACAGCGAGCUGCUGGACACGGCCAACAACACGGCCGACCCCUACCAGAGGAUGGUUUACAUCGCUGCCUUCGCGAUCUCCGGUUACUCCGCGGCGACGUUCAGGAACCGCUACAAACCCUUCAACCCGGUGCUGGGUGAGACGUACGAGUGCGUCAGGGAGGACCGCGGCUUCCGCUUCAUCAGCGAGCAGGUCUGCCACCAUCCGCCGAUCUCCGCCUGCCACGCCGACUCGGAGAACUUCUCUUUUUGGCAAGACCAGCGAUGGAAGAAUAAAUUCUGGGGGAAGUCGCUGGAGAUCCUGCCGACCGGGAUGGUGAAUGUGACUCUUCCGAGGUACGGCGACCACUACGAGUGGAACAAGGUGGUGACGUGCAUCAACAACGUCCUCAGUCAGCAGCGCUACCUGGAGCACUACGGCGAGGUCACCAUCCAGAACCUCAGGAGCAACGUCUGCACCUGCAAGAUCACCUUCGUCAAGUCUCGUUACUGGGGUUCGGACACGAACAAGAACGAGGUGCAGGGCGCCGUGCUGGACCAGAGCGGGAGUGUGAUCCACCGCUUCGGAGGCCUGUGGCACGAGGGCAUCUUCUGCGACACUCUGCCGACCCCCAAAUGCGUCUGGAAGCCGAAUCCCCAGCCCAAGGAUCACCUGCUGUUCUACGGCUUCUCCACCUUCGCCCUGGAGCUGAAUGAGCUCAGCGCCCGCCUGAGGCCUCUGCUGCCUCCGACGGACAGCCGCCUGCGCCCCGACCAGCGGAUGCUGGAGGAGGGAGACGUGGAGGAGUCGGACAGGCAGAAGGACGCGAUCGAGGGAUUUCAGAGGGAGCGGAGGAACCAGCUGGCCAAAAGGGGCGAGCAGCAUGUUCCGCGUUUCUUCGAGAAAGCCAAAGAUUCCUGUGGACGGGACGUGUGGCUGACGAACGGGACUUACUGGAAGAUCCGGGAGAGUCCAGGUUUUGCUAAAACUGAAAACAUAACUCUGUGGUGACGGGCGACGACAGCGACGAGCAACAACUGACAAACAAAACAAAAACAAAGCAAAAACACACGAGCGGGAAAUAAAAAUAUCCGUGCUGGAUAUUGGAUCAGCAUAUAUGAACCGCUCUGAGAACCGUGCGGAGCGGAGACGGUGCUGCUGAGCUUCCUCUUCCUCUUCGUGUCUUCUGUUCGUCCCGUGACUGGCUCACGGGAAAGUCUCCUGUCGAGUUACCCAGAAUUCAUUACAUGAAAAAAAAUAUGUAUAGAAAGAACUUUCUCAUUAAUAAUCAUUUUGUAAUGAAUGUUAUUUUUUUUUAGAUAACUUCAGUCAGCAUAUAUACAGUAUAUAUAUAUAUAUAUAUAUAUAUAUAUAUAUAUAUAUAUAUAUAUAUAUAUAUAUAUAUAUAUAUAUGUAUAUGUAUAUGUAUAUAUAUAUACUGUAUAUAUAUACAUAUAUAUAUGUGUAUAUAUAUGUUUAUACUUUUGCUGAAGAGACCGUAUGGGACACGUACUUGACAGACCUCGAAAUGAACAAAUGACUUGAAAUGAAAACAAAAGUACAUAUUUUUUUCUGUGAGGAUAGUGAGAGGCCUGUUAUGUUAGUUUACUGUAUAAUAAUUCAAUUAAAUCAUGUCUUCCUCCGUU
This is a messenger RNA of Scophthalmus maximus (turbot), 4103 nucleotides long. RefSeq names its product oxysterol binding protein-like 7 (gene osbpl7). Gene Ontology annotation, molecular function: cholesterol binding. The transcript has 23 exons. The coding region runs from base 868 to 3468 and encodes 866 amino acids. The record is from RefSeq and is a predicted model, not a curated record. Lineage: Eukaryota; Metazoa; Chordata; Actinopteri; Pleuronectiformes; Scophthalmidae. Gene Ontology annotation, cellular component: perinuclear endoplasmic reticulum; plasma membrane; cytosol.